AUGUACGCACAGCUCCUCGCCGUCCUUGCAUUGACGCGUUUCUUCACAGACACGCCCAUUCUUCAGUACGCGCUCGAGCUUGAGUUACUCGAAACCAAUUUCUAUUCUGGUGGACUGCAAAAGUUCGACCAGAAGGCUUUUAGCGACGCCGGAUUCCCGUCGUGGGUUAGGGGCCGUUACGAACAAAUUCGGGAACACGAACAGACGCACGUCGAGUUUCUGCAAGAGGUGCUCGGUCCAGCAGCCCCUCAGCCUUGCGAAUAUGACUUCCCAUACACGGACGUCAAGUCGUGGGUCAAGUUGUCCAUGAACAUCGAGGGCGUCGGUGGGGCUGCUUACCUUGGAGCCAUAUCUCUCUUGCAAGACAACACCACUACCGCAGUUGCUGCGUCUAUCCUGUCGGUAGAACAACGCCAAGAAGGAUGGAUUUCCUCCGCCGUUCUCAAGCACGAGCCGUGGGAUGGUGCGUUCGAGACACCGCUCACUAUGCCGGAGGUAUGGUCGAUUGCUUCACAGUUCAUGAAAUCCUGUCCCUCGUCGAACCCUCCUCCUCCGAUCGGGCCGCUCCCUGUCCUUACGAUGGAUGAGUGGGUCAAGCCUGGAUCAAAGAUACAAUUGAAAUUCGACAACCCGAACCCCGGUACCCAGUUAUACGUGGGAUGGUACAACGGCUUAAAGUCUAUCUUCACCACUGUCGACGACAGCCUCUACACGGUCGUACCACACGGCCUCCACGGAACCGCUUACGCUGGCGUCGUUUCGAACGACGCAACCCCCCGUUUCGACAACCCGAUGGUGACCACCGUGGCCAUCGUUAAGUUCCCGUUCAAUUCGAUGGCAACGGAGAAAGGUAAAGACUGGAAGGCAAAUGCGUGA
This is a messenger RNA of Fibroporia radiculosa, 876 nucleotides long. RefSeq lists its product as uncharacterized. The coding region runs from base 1 to 876 and encodes 291 amino acids. NCBI's taxonomy places the organism in Eukaryota, Fungi, Basidiomycota, Agaricomycetes, Polyporales, Fibroporiaceae. The record is from RefSeq and is a predicted model, not a curated record. The transcript is spliced from 5 exons.